CUCUCUCUCUCUCUCUCUCUCUCUCUCUCUCUCUCUCUCCCGGUCGAUCCCGAGGGAACCGCUCCCUUGUGCUUUGGGGCAAUCAAUUUCUCUGAUCGGGAAGCUUCCCAACUAUGGCGUUGGUGAUGGCAGCAAGCACGUCCAUAGCUGCGGUGGCUGUUACGCAGCCUCGGUGCACUCCUGAACGUCUAACCUCUGUGGGAGAUGAGCCAGCUGGAUGCUUGCAGAAUCUGGGGGUGUCAGCAGCCCCCAGCAAGUCUGGAAUGAGCUGCAGGAGUAGCAGCACUUUCCUGGGCGAACGACUCCUUCCCAGCAGUUGCAGCGGGAGGAGGGAUCGUCAUUCGUACCCUGGCAGCCACUUCGGUGUGUUCAGGGAAAAGUCAUCCGCAUCUACAUCCCACUCUGCACCAACUGAGCCGUGGAAGCACAGAGAAGCGGGGGGUGUUAGGAGAGUGGUUACUGCUGAGAUGAGCCCGAGUGCAGCGGCUGCUUUCAGCGGCACUCCUGUUCGAAAGACCAGCAUCUUGGUUGUUGGUGCGACUGGUACGUUAGGCCGGCAGAUCGUGCGCCGAGCAUUGGAUGAAGGCUACGAUGUCCGGUGCCUCGUACGGACACGGCAAACACCAGCAGACUUCCUACGAGACUGGGGAGCCACCACAGUGAGUGGGGACCUCAGCAAGCCAGAGACUUUGGCACCGGCGCUUGUGGGAAUUCACACAGUCAUCGACUGUGCCACUGGUCGGCCGGAAGAACCCAUACGCACUGUGGACUGGGAUGGGAAGGUGGCUCUCAUCCAGUGUGCGAAGGCUAUGGGUAUUCAGCGGUUCAUCUUCUUCUCGAUUCACAAUUGUGACAAGCAUCCUGAGGUGCCGUUGAUGGAGAUCAAACGCUGUACGGAGAAGUACUUGGCACAGUCUGGCCUACAGUACAGCGUCCUUAGACUGUGUGGAUUUAUGCAAGGGUUGAUUGGUCAGUAUGCUGUCCCUAUUCUCGAAGAGAAGUCGGUGUGGGGCACGGAUGCCUCCACGAGAGUGUCAUACAUGGACACGCAAGACAUUGCGCGGAUGACGAUGUCUGCAUUGCGGUCUGAGAAGACAGUGGGGAAGACGCUCACGCUGGCGGGACCCAGGGCGUGGACCACCCAGGAGGUCAUUGCCCUCUGCGAGAGACUGGCCGGCCAAGAUGCCAAGGUCACAACCGUACCCGUGUCCAUCCUGAAGAUUACCCGACAACUUAUCCGGUUGUUCCAAUGGUCCAGAGAUGCCGCCGACCGCCUGGCAUUCUCUGAGGUCCUGUCCAGCGAUGCUGUCUUCUCGGCACCGAUGGGCGAUGUGUACAGCCUGCUGAACAUGGACCCGAAUGAAACGACUACCCUGGAGGCAUAUUUGAGGGAGUACUAUCAGCAGAUCCUCAAGAAACUAAAGGACCUCAAGGCAUCCAGCAAGCAGGGAGACUUCUACAUCUGAAUGAAUGUCUUCAGGGUCCUUGCCGAGUCUCGCCCGUGUUCCCUGUCCUAACCGAACUCCUUCCCCUGCUUGAAGCUACAGCUUUGCUCCACACCACCACACACGGCCACUCCCACAAGUGUCCGGUAGUCUUAGGCCAUACUCACACUAGAACUGUUCCUGUUAAGCUCUGGACAGCGUUGGGCCCAGAUUCAUCCAGGUCUGGCCGUAAUCGUAGUCAGAUACCUUGAGGAAAGUGCUAGUGUCAGUAUGCCCUUAAACUACAACUUGCACGAUUAUUAUACCGUGAACUGGCUUCUUUUGCUCAAUUUGGCUCAGAUCUCCACACAGACAAAAGCACAUUGUACUCUUUUUCCUUCUCCCCCCUCCCCCUCCCCCUCCCCCCCCCCAUCUGUACAUUGUCUUGUAUCCGAUUGUUUAUGGUGGUCGUUUCUUCGCAACACACAUGCUCUGUUACUGAAGACAGGGUCUCUCUCUUAAGCUGCUGUUGGCGUUGCUGUGCUGCCAACUGGAUUCUGGGAGAGGGGGUUUAUCGCCCAGCCAUGCCAGUGGCUGAUGCGCACGUGGAAUAGGACAGGUGAUAGGUGUGCAGUAUCGACGUGGAAUAGGACAGGUGAUAGGUGUGCAGUAUCGACCUUCUGGGAACAGAUUCAGAGUCCUCGUAUUGUGUGUGCAACUUGUAGAGGGUGUGGACUUUAGACGGCUCCUUUGGCCUGGUGCUCGCUGGGGUUCAUGGGGCAAAUGGGAGAGAACCUGUGUGUUUUGGGCAGUACUGCUUUGGCCGGCACACAGACGCACCUGGCUCACACAGCGGCUACGGAUGCAUGCUGUUUGGAUGUCAGAAACUGUCUUCAAAUUCACUGGCAGAGCUGCCCCCUCCGGUUGCAUGUGGAGAUGAUGCCCAUUUUGAGGUGGGUGUCAUGCUUGGUAAUUCAUUGUCGUUCAUUCCUUUUGUGGUCUUACACAACAGCCUGACGGCUGCCUUGAUUAUGCGCCUCGCUCCACUACACAACACUCUACAUGCAUUUGGACGCUUUCUGGACCAGGCGCGUCCGGACGAGCUCAACGGUCAGAACGUAUUGGGUGGAGAAAGUAGUCCAAAUGCAUGUAGAGUGUUCUUAGUGGAUUGAGAGCGUAUGUAACAUGAAGGUGGCCCUUUCGUGCUGGAGCUUUGUUGUGCAGGAGACAGCAAGCGUCUAGGGGUGUGUAGGGGUGUGUAGGGGUGUGUCUGGGCACUUCCAGCUCCUUGGGGACCAUUUAGCAGCAUCUUGUGAGAACACAUGCAAACCCUCUUGCGUGGGUGCAUGACCACACGUGACGUCACACACACGAGAAUGCUAGAGUCAGGUGGAGAUACAGCUGCAUAGAGAACUCAACCGACAAAGAUGGGAUUUUGACAAAAUCCAUCAACUUCAAAGUCAGGUCAGUAUUUCAAAGACACACCCUGUUGAAAAUACGGACCUGAGUUCGAAUCCCGAUGCAUGACGAUGGUGGAGAUACAGCUGCAUAGAGAACUCAACCGACAGACAAGACGGGCAAGAUGAAUCUGUCCCGUCUGGUGAGGGAGGUGGAUGUGGGUCCAACAGAGACCAGUGAUGAAGGUGAAUCUGACCGCUGUCGACUUGGGAACAACUGCACCUUCAACUGUCUCAGUUACAGCCAGCAGAGACCGAUGAUGAAGGCCAACCUCAACAGCUCGUUGAGACCCAAAUUUAACACUGUAGGAAUUGAGUGCUUGCCUGGUCAGAAACAGUCAUUGCCUCCACUGUACAAUUAUACGAAUGUAUCUCUUCGUAUUUGUUUCUUAUGGGUUGUGUCUGUGCUUGAUGUUUAGGCCAAGCAAUAUUUAGUGAUGAGCCAAUAGCUUCAGAUCACUGACUGAG
Molecule: messenger RNA, 3349 nt
Organism: Chara braunii
Lineage: Eukaryota; Viridiplantae; Streptophyta; Charophyceae; Charales; Characeae
Source: the annotation of a GenBank genome assembly